This is a messenger RNA of Haliaeetus leucocephalus (bald eagle), 2538 nucleotides long. It is a transcript of the gene WFIKKN2, whose product is annotated as WAP, follistatin/kazal, immunoglobulin, kunitz and netrin domain containing 2. Bases 322 to 2034 code for a protein of 570 amino acids. The record is from RefSeq and is a predicted model, not a curated record. Lineage: Eukaryota; Metazoa; Chordata; Aves; Accipitriformes; Accipitridae. Gene Ontology annotation, biological process: negative regulation of transforming growth factor beta receptor signaling pathway. Gene Ontology annotation, molecular function: serine-type endopeptidase inhibitor activity; receptor antagonist activity; transforming growth factor beta binding. Gene Ontology annotation, cellular component: extracellular region. The transcript is spliced from 2 exons.
GCGUGUGCCUGUCAAAGAAAUCAAGUUUACUUUUUCUGACUUGUUAACAGAGGCAGGGUAUAAAUAGAGCUAACUCUGCUCAGACUAUUAGCAUUUCUCUUAAAUUAAGGGGGUAACUUCCUAGGACCUUUAAUCCAAUGAGGUCCAGACCAAACUGCACUAUAAACAGAGGCAGCAAAGGAGCUUGCUGAAGUUUUUACCAAAGUCAGGUGCAUUUGGGUUCCUCGAAAAUUUAAGGCUUACCAAAAAAAAAAAUCAACCCCGAGCAAACAAGAACUACCUCCAGCUUGGUCACUGCCAUUGCCCUGGAGAAAUUCUGAGAUGUUGGUGGUGCUGUUCACUCGGUGGAUGUGGAUCUUGCUGGGGAAGAGCAGUGUCCUCUUGCUUCUGGAGGUCUCUCUGAAAGGGAGAGCUCUACCUCCAAUCCGGUAUUCCCACGCUGGGAUAUGCCCCAAUGACAUGAACCCCAACCUGUGGGUCGACGCGCAGAGCACUUGCAAGAGAGAGUGCGAAGCUGAUCUGGAGUGCGAGACCUUUGAGAAGUGCUGCCCCAAUGUCUGCGGAACGAAGAGUUGCGUGGCGGCUCGGUACAUGGACGUCAAGGGGAAAAAGGGGCCGGUGGGAAUGCCCAAAGAGGCAACCUGCGACCGUUUCAUGUGCAUCCAGCAAGGCUCAGAGUGCGACAUCUGGGACGGGCAACCCGUCUGCAAGUGCAAGGACAGGUGUGAGAAGGAGCCGAGCUUCACCUGUGCCUCCGACGGGCUCACCUACUACAACAAGUGCUACAUGGAUGCAGAAGCUUGCAUCAAAGGCAUUACACUGAAUGUAGUCACCUGUAGGUACCAUCUGACCUGGCCAAACACCAGCCCUAUCCCACCAGAAACAACAGCUCGCCCUACUACUGCCUAUUCCGAGACAACGGUCGUCGACAUCUUGCCGCCUGCUCUAGUGAACAACCCCGUCCAUCAGUCAGUCUACGUGGGAGAGACCGUCAGCUUCCUCUGUGACGUUACAGGGAGACCCAAGCCAGAAAUCACGUGGGAGAAGCAGGUCGACGGGAAAGACAAAGUCAUCAUGAAGCCAAAUCACGUCAGAGGGAAUGUCGUGGUCACCAACAUCGCCCAGCUGGUCAUCUACAACACCCAGCUCCAAGAUGCAGGCAUCUACACCUGCACCGCCAAAAACAGCGGUGGCCUUCUCAGGGCUGAUUUCCCUUUGUCAGUCAUCAAAGGAGAACCCACAUCCAAAGAAGCUUCCCAAAACAAAACGCAUUUUCCAACCGACGAGUGCCUGAAGCAACCAGACAGCGAAGACUGUGGGGAAGAGCAGACCAGGUGGUACUAUGAUGCAAAGAAAAACAACUGCUUUACUUUCAUCUAUGGGAACUGCAACAGCAACCUCAACCACUUUGAGACCUAUGAGAACUGUAUGCUAACGUGCAUGAAUGGCCCAAUCAACAUUUGCAACCUGCCAGCCCUCCAAGGUCACUGCAAGGCCUAUGAGCCCAGAUGGGCCUAUAACAGCUUGACGAAGCAGUGCCAGUCCUUCAUCUAUGGCGGGUGCGGAGGCAACGAGAACAACUUUGAGAGCCGGGAAGCCUGCGAAGAGAUGUGCCCUUUCCCGAAGAACACGCACUGCAAAGCUUGCAAACCACGCCAGAAGCUGGUGACAAGCUUCUGCAAAAGCGACUUUGUUAUCCUGGGCCGUAUAACAGAGCUGACGGAAGACCAAGACUCGGGACAUGCCCUGGUGACAGUGGAGGAGAUUCUCAAAGAUGAAAAAAUGGGAUUAAAAUUCCUGGGGAAGGAACCACUAGAAAUCACGCUUUUGAACAUGGACUGGAGCUGCCCAUGUCCCAACAUGACCACAGUGGAUGGCCAGCUCAUCAUCAUGGGAGAUGUCCACAAUGGCAUGGCUGUCCUACAGCCAGACAGCUUUGUGGGGACCUCCAGCAUCCGGCGCGUGCGGAAGCUCCGCGAAGUCAUCCACAAGAAAACCUGUGAGCUUUUGAAAGAGUUCCUAGGAUUGCAUUAACCUCCUUCACACGUGUCAGCCUUCCAGACCCGUGUGUUAUGUAGGGCUAACAAGCGCUAGGCUAGUGCACAAACUAAACAAGCUGUUUGAAGAUACACUGUAGGAAUUACGCAGAACCCUUAUUUUAAUCCAUUAAUGAUGCUUAGCAACAAUGUAGUAUGUUCUUUGGCAAGCACGUAAAACAGCAGCAAAAGGCUAUUAAUCUUGCAUUGAAAUCAAUUCGUCCAUAUAGGAGUGCCAUUUAACUAGAUGACUCACUGCAGUAAUUACACAAUUUUUAUGUAGCUUCCAUCAUAAAUGAUGGAAUUCAUAGCAUUUGUUUAUCUAAUUGGUACACAGCUAAGUAAUAUAUAAUGUCAACUUAAUCUGUCUCAUUUACAGUAUGGAAAUGUUAUGGUAAGUCAUUAUAAGUAAGUCACACUCUUGUCUCCUCAUAGCAGCACUAAUAUUUUAAGAGGAAAGCCUGUAAAUUAUUGUCUGUAUUUACAGUUGUGCACAUUUAAC